UGUCACAAUAUGAAACACCUGCCACAGCAACCAAUGUUUUCCAUUUAGUCAUGCAGAAUCAAUUGUGCCUCGCUCCAAACUAGUGAACUUUAGUCUCUCUUGGUCAAUCUCAAACAACAAUAUACAAAAACACGAUCAACAACAUGUAAUUACAAAAAUCCUAGUGACAUAUGUAUGAAGAAAAAAGAACGUUCUUCUUUUAUUAAGCGCUCUGAUUCGAAGAGAACGAUGUUGGAAACGCGCUCUGCGACUUACAAAAUGAUGAAAGAAGAAGCCCAUGAUGAGAGGCAGAUAACUGAUUGGCCACCACCAUUCUCGUCUGAGACCACACCAUACAACGAGAAUGAUUUCGGCACUUUAAUCAGACGGACCUGCGAGAACAAAAACUUGACCCUCCGAAUUUCCAAGGUGAUCGUCAUAGGCGACGUUGCUGUCGGCAAAACAUCGUUGGUGAAUCGCUUCUGUCAUAGGCUCUUUGACAACAAUUACAAGGCUACCAUCGGCGUGGAUUUCGAGGUGGAGAGAUUCGACAUACUCGGCGUGCCUUUCCAUUUGCAAAUAUGGGAUACCGCGGGGCAGGAAAGAUUCAAGUGCAUAGCGGCGUCUUAUUAUCGUGGUGCUAAUGUAAUCAUGAUCGUUUUCGACUUGGGAAACCUGAUGUCGCUGACGCAUUGCCAACAAUGGUUGAACGAAGCAAGUCGCAGCAAUGUUGGUCCUCAUCAUAUUUUUCUAGUCGGUACUAAAAAGGAUCUGUUAUCUCAUCCAGUAUACGAAAUAAUCGAAAAACGAGCGGUUGAAGCAGCGAGAAGGAUGCGAGCGGAAUAUUGGGCAGUCUCGUCGAGAACAGGCAACGGGGUAUCAGAAUUGUUUAUGCGAAUUGCUGCACUCUCCUUUCACGCGAUGGUCCUGAGGGAGAUGCAGAGCUUAAAACUCGAGCCGAUCAACAUCGGUUCAGCAACGAUAACUUUGAAAAGACAUUCGAAGACCGAGAUAAAGCGACAGAGAAUGCCAAAGUGCUCCAAAUGCCCGACGUGA
Messenger RNA from Cyphomyrmex costatus, 1035 nucleotides. RefSeq names its product RAS oncogene family member RabX5. The transcript is spliced from 7 exons. Bases 175 to 1035 code for a protein of 286 amino acids. Gene Ontology annotation, molecular function: GTPase activity; GTP binding. The record is from RefSeq and is a predicted model, not a curated record. Lineage: Eukaryota; Metazoa; Arthropoda; Insecta; Hymenoptera; Formicidae.